Molecule: messenger RNA, 974 nt
Organism: Dreissena polymorpha
Lineage: Eukaryota; Metazoa; Mollusca; Bivalvia; Myida; Dreissenidae
Exons: 5
Coding region: 90-770 (226 amino acids)
Source: RefSeq, a predicted model, not a curated record
UAGGUAAUACAUUCGCAUAUCUCGGCAAUAAAUAGUCUCAAUAUACACAUGUUUAUUUUACUAUGAAACAUUUAACCUGAAAAGAAGUCAUGCUCAAGACACUCAUUUUCUUUGGAGGAUUAACAUGUCUAUCAGUCAACUCACAAGGUCUAGCCAUUGACUUUAUAAAGGAGAGAGCCGAUAACUCAACUUACGCCGUAAAUGACGUCAUUGCUGACAAAACUAGUAAAGAGAGACUGCAUAUUUUGUGCCGCACAGGUUCCAUUUCAAAUUUUGUUACUUUUAAAUACAUCAAUCUUAGUAAACUAUCAAGCAAUGACAGUGAACAAAUGUUGGCUGUAAUGCAGGAUGUUUUUUCUGGAAAACCCGGAUACCAAACCCCUUACCUUUAUCCAGGAAGUGACAUCACUGGAAUUCAAGCACUUGGUAGUUACAAUAGGACCAAUCCAACCAUUGGAAUAUCAAUACCAGUUUCAAGUCUGAGCUGUGACAACAUGAUAUAUCAAUGUCAAUUGUCGUACGAGUACGAUAAUUGGCCAACUGAACCUAUUGUUGAAACGCAAACAAAUGUUUCACGAAAUCUCACAAUUUCAGAUACAUGUCUUGGAAACAUGCCCGAACAUAAUGAUUAUGGAAAAUUGGUUGCGCUUAUAACUGGAGUUGUCGUCUGUACAAUUCUGGUAGCAGCUUUGGUGACUGUUUUAAUACGAAAGCGUUGGAACACGCUAUCGAAUGAACAAACAAAUCUACGCGAUAACGACACUACGUGAGUUGAUGUGUUUCCUUUAAGUGUAUUGCUAUUUAUAUAAUAGUGUAAUAAGUAAAUGAUGUAAUGAGUAUUUUCUCUGUUAUGAUUCAAUAUGAGAUUCUAGAUUUAACUUUGGUAUUGAUAUCGUAGUAUACAAUAUAUCUAACAUAGAACAGUUGUAAAUCGUUACAUUUCUAUCCAUCGAACAUGAACGUCCUGCAGCACA